GGCGGCUUCAGUCGUCACUGACUGACCCCGAACAGGGCGUGUUGUUAGCAGAGCUCCAGAAGCCAGGCAGGCGCGGGGGGCCAGGCCAAGCAGUCGUCUUUUCAACAGUCGGUCGACUAAUGAUUAAUCUGUAGUAGAUAUGGAUUUCAACGCUUUAUUUAACGAAAAGACAUUUCAGUUUUCGGACUUCCAGGAGUUUACGUUUCUACCUGGACACCAGAAGUUGACCGAACGAGUGAGAAAGCGACUGUAUUAUGGCCUGGACAAAGAUGUUUCUUUAGAUGCCCUCUCGUGCCCUGUUACAGAUAUUGCCAUCGAAAUCUUCCAGAAGUCUGCGCCAAGCCCAAUACGAAAGCUUCACAAGAAGUACGCUGCUCAUGUUUCCAGGGAGGCAUGCAUUUCUCCCUGUGCCAUGAUGCUGGCUCUGGUUUACAUAGAAAGGCUCAGACACAGAAACCCCGAAUACCUACAGAAGAUCUCCUCCUCUGACCUCUUCCUGAUCUCUAUGAUGGUUGCCAGCAAGUACUUGUAUGACGAAGGAGAGGAAGAAGAAGUUUUCAAUGAUGAGUGGGGAGCAGCUGGGAAGCUAGAUGUCAAAACAGUCAAUAACUUGGAGAUGAACUUCUUGAAUGCCAUCGAGUGGGGCCUCUUCACAGAGCCAAACGACUUAUUUGAUAUAUUAAGUCAGUUGGAAGCCAGCAUUGCAGAGCGACAGGGGAUGAAACGCGGCUGGUUCACCUACACUGACCUCUGUGUGCUACUGGAGCAAUCAGCAUGGAGUCAAGCCCUCACAUCCAUCUAUCAGCACUUUACCAAGGUAUCUUGUAUGCUCGGCCUUGUCUAUCUGACCAGUGUGGCUGGCCUUAUUGCCACCAGCGCUGUGGUGCACCAGCUCAGCCUCUGCAGAAGUGGCCAGUCCCUGCUUCCUCUUCCUGCUGAGAUUAGCCCGACCCACCUUCAGACCUCCAACCUAAACUCGGAUGCUUCGUCUGUUGCCCAGCGCCUCCCCUGUUGUGUUCUGGCCAACAAAAGUCUGCAGACCGCAGCAACUGGAGCUGGCGAGCAUCGCGCACCGCCUUCUGCUUCCUCACAGACGUCGUUACUGUGUCUCUGGGGCUCCCUCCUUGCAUCAGUGGGUCACAUACAUCCUGAAACGAAUUCUGACAUGGAAGCAACUCAAACUUGGUCUCCUGCAUCCUUCUUCUGUCCCGGUUGUCUCGCAUCCCUCCCUCCUCUCCAGUGUGGGCUCAGAAACACCUCAGCACUUUUCAGUCAGGGUCCCAUUCAUAACCAUCAUGCACCGUGGCUGGUCUCCAGCCUCUUUGGAGGGGUGGAACCAAGUCUGAACUCUCACCUGGGGGUGUUUCCCCCUUUGCAGCUGGGACCCUGCCACCCAGAGCCUGCGUUACCUAUCGAAAAAGCUCAAGCUCUGCUCAUGCCCGGCUAGGAACGGGCAAAAUCCCCCCGCUAUCAGCCUGUGGUAAUGGACUCUGGAAAUUAAACCAGCAUUGUUUUUAUCGCUCAUCAACUGCUUAAAGUCAGAUUUGUUUAUUUUUCCAGAUCCAGAUUACAGGUGCAAAGGCAAGAGUAAUUAGGCACACUCCCAUGCAGGGAGAGAGGCUUUUUUUUUUUUUUUUUUUAAACAGCACAUGCUUGGAGUUUCAACUUAAAGUUCACUACUGCAGAAUAUGCCAUAGUGUUCAGUUAAUGCGCUGCACUUAUGUUUUUACUGCAGAGAGAAGAUCGCAAGGGAUUUGGAGAAUAAUUUAAUGUUUUUCUACAAACAUUUAUCAUUGAAAGUUGAGAGCGGUGAGAUGGUGAUGGGGGGUCCUUGCAUUGAGCUUGUUUUGAGUUAUAUCACAGCUAGAAUAUUGCUUCUUGGCAGGUUGAUGAAAGUGCAUGGAGGUUUCACCGCAUAUCUGAAAGUUGAGAGUUUGGUAGCAGUUUUUUUUGUCAUGUAUAAUGGGGCUUUAAGAAAAAGGGACUAAAAUAUUUUGCUAAAUUUAGGCUUUUCCAUAUUUGCUUAAUGUCACCAUAUAUUUUUAAAUUAUUCACUAAAGAGCUUUACAUCAGAUGUUGGUCAGACACAUGCAGCAAGCACUGAUUUUUGUACACCAGAUGUAGUUUUGUUAGUAUUUGUGAAACAAAUUUCUGUCCUCAUAAACUUCCACAGAAGCUAACAUUUUGAGAUCAGACACCGUCUCCAUGCCUCAGUGUAACUGUCACACAGAAAUUCAAAACAUAAACUGCUCUAAUUCUGGUCAUUUGUAUCAUUUUCUUUUUUGAUAGUCUGUAUCUGUAAUCAUAACGCCACAUCUGUGUACAGUUACAGUAACGUUUAGCCAGAUUUAACAGAUUAUCCUGCAAGUUUCCUGUUUUCUAAGGAGAAGAAGGUCUGUAAGGAAGUGAUGGGUUCCUGGGGUUUCAUUCACUUUCGGGUUGACAUUUUGUUUUUGAAGUGAACAUUUUGAGUAUAACAUGUUAACAGCUGUGUUUCCUCGUUGAUGCAGUCUAAAAUUUGCACACCUUUCAUUUUACUUACAUUUGACUCCAUCAUUGCUGCAGAGGAAAAUGUAAAGAAUUGAUUACUUUUUAUGGACACGGUUACACACAGGUUCUCAAGACAUCUACUUUGCAACUGAACGUUUGACAAACUGCUGCGAGCAUCUGAAUUUGAUAAACUUUGAAGCACGAAGUCCUUCUGUUUUGUACACGCUGUAAAAUGCAAAUAUUGUACAAAGUAGAGAGGAGCUAAUAAAGGAAGCAUUUCUUUGUGA
Scatophagus argus is the source of this 2777-nucleotide messenger RNA. RefSeq names its product cyclin Pas1/PHO80 domain containing 1 (gene cnppd1). The transcript is spliced from 8 exons. NCBI's taxonomy places the organism in Eukaryota, Metazoa, Chordata, Actinopteri, Scatophagidae. Bases 140 to 1447 code for a protein of 435 amino acids. The record is from RefSeq and is a predicted model, not a curated record. Gene Ontology annotation, molecular function: protein kinase binding; cyclin-dependent protein serine/threonine kinase regulator activity. Gene Ontology annotation, cellular component: nucleus; cyclin-dependent protein kinase holoenzyme complex. Gene Ontology annotation, biological process: regulation of cyclin-dependent protein serine/threonine kinase activity.